Molecule: messenger RNA, 309 nt
Organism: Gastrolobium bilobum
Lineage: Eukaryota; Viridiplantae; Streptophyta; Magnoliopsida; Fabales; Fabaceae
Product: chaperone protein dnaJ 11, chloroplastic-like
Exons: 1
Coding region: 1-309 (102 amino acids)
Source: RefSeq, a predicted model, not a curated record
AUGGCUUCCUGCACGUCGCUUUACGAGAUUCUCAGAAUUCCCGCCGCGGCUUCCAACCAGGAGAUCAAGGCGGCGUACCGACGACUGGCCAGGGUCUGCCAUCCGGAUGCGGCGGCGGUUGGUCGGAAGAACUCGUCGGCAGAUGAGUUCAUGAAGAUCCAUGCUGCGUACUCCACCCUAUCGGAUCCUGAAAAGCGUGCCAGCUAUGAUAAGAGCUUGUUCCGUCAUCAGCAACCGCUGACGACGACGACGGCGUCGAGAUUUUCCGGCUACUCUGGUCGGAACUGGGAAACGGACCAGUGCUGGUAG